UGAGUUAGGAAGGAGAGAAAAGUGAACUGAAAUUUCAGCAUCAGUGUUUGAGUGGUGUCCCUCUGCGUCUCAUUAAGUAUUUGAAAUAAACGCGGCAGCAGUCAUGGAUGACCUUCCAGAAUCUUCCUCCAAAGGCACCAAACGCCGCCGCAUGGAUGAUUCCGCCGCCGACGCUGCAACCUCCUCGUCACUGCAGGACGAUCUCACAUUCAGCGAUACGCUCGUCGCGCUUCAAAUCAUGCGAGCUCAGUUCCCUGACAUUGAUAAGGUGUCGGUUCAGCCUUUUAUAUUAAAAUCCCAGUUGUAUAGCAGUGUAAAGGACAGAACGCAGGUGGACAGGGAAUUGGAGUCUCUAAGGAGGGACAAAGUUCUGCGUAUUUUCAAAUUAAAUACUGGACAAGAUGAUUAUGCUAUAAUGUUUUUGGAUGACUACAUAAAGCAGAUAGAUCAAGUUUUUAAAAGAAUGGAAGGAAAGAAAGAAAUGGAAUAUGAAGUUUUUGGGUGGUUCAAAAAUUAUGUUCUGGAUUUGAAGCUGGAAACUGGCAUUGAACAUCAGGAGCUUUGCUCACUCUUGUCACUUGGGGGGAAGGUGAAGGACAGCCACAUCACCCUUUUAAUUAAUGCCGGUGUCAUUAUUCGACAGCUUAUUGAUCCAAACAUGUAUUGGUUUGCAAUCCCAAAUGUUGGCACACUUCUUAAGGGUCUUGCUCAGGGUAGAAAUGAACUUAUUUCACUUCUCAGUCGUCGUAGAUAUAAGGAGAUGAUGUUAGCCACCUUGGAGAAGAAGCGUCUUCGAAUGUCUCCACUUGAUAUGAGAUUUCAUCUUCGUGACUUGAUUGGUUCCGGACAUCUCAGAACUGACCAUACACCAACUGGUUUAAUCAUUCGAGUCUCAAAAGAUUGAGAUUCAGAGAGUCCUAGAUGUGCUUUGAUCCAUCAAAUGAAUUCAUUUGAUCAAUUGCUCCUGUUAACUCUUAUUUUCAAGAAGAGGUUCAGUUAUCUAUGCUUUGGAUUUAGAUAUAAUUGGUACAACUUGGAUAAAAAUGAUAGCCACAUUUAUCCUUGUUGAUCAAGAGACCAGACUCAAAAUGGACCACUUGAUUACCUAUGUUACCGGAAUCAAUUAUGAACUAUCUGACCUGGCUGUGUGCUAUCAGGGCUGCUACUUCGAUUCUUAUUGGUAUGACAGUUAUUUAUUUUGUAUGAAUCUCUGAGUACCCACGACCAGUUUUCUAAAUAUUCAAUUCAAAUUAUAGUUGGUUAACUUAAAAGUGAUAUCUGAUAUGAGAAAGUCCCAUGACCAAACAAUCAUUACCCAAGUUCUCUAGUUUUAAAUUGUUACUUGGAGCAAAACUUCUAGUUCAUUUUAUUUGUCACUCUUACUACUUACCACUAAAUAUUUAUUACAAGAUUUCCAAUUUUAUUUUUUGC
Molecule: messenger RNA, 1431 nt
Organism: Arachis ipaensis
Lineage: Eukaryota; Viridiplantae; Streptophyta; Magnoliopsida; Fabales; Fabaceae
Product: Serine/Threonine-kinase
Source: RefSeq, a predicted model, not a curated record